CUUUGUAAUAAUUGCAAGAUUUCUUCAGAGAGUGUAUUAUUCUCCUAUGAGAAUUUAGGUGUUGUUAGUGGUCAUGAUUGCUGAGCACCUGACCAAAGAACUGUUUCAGUUUUUACUGAGAAACCUUUGGUGACAGUUUCUGUGGGGUCUUCUAAGAAAGAGCCACCAAUUCCAGAACAGAUACACAAUAUCUGGCUUUCAUAAAAAGCAAAUGGAUCAUCGUACUGGGCACUUUAGUAGCAACAGAUAACACACUUCUACAGUUCUGGAAAUCCUUGAUCAUCUGCAGUCCAAGUACUAACCAUAUCCAGCUUUGCUUACUUCAUAGUCCAAAGAAGACAGGAGGCCAUGACAGAAGCUGAGAACUUCACCUCCGUCAAGGAAUUCAUCCUGCUGGGACUCACCAGCCAGAGAAAAAUCCAGCUUCUCCUCUUUGGGAUUAUUCUUAUCAUCUACUUGCUUACAGUUUUGGGGAACAUGCUGAUCAUGAUAUUGGUGCAGGGUGAUGUAAAACUCCACACACCCAUGUAUUAUUUUCUUUCCCAACUUGCAGGGGUAGAUAUCUGCUAUGUUACCAGCACCAUGCCUCUCAUGUUGACUCAGCUCCUGGCUGAUGAUGGAACCAUUUCUUUCACAUUCUGUAUGAUCCAGAUGUACAUUGCCUUGGCCACAGCUUCUGUUGAGCUUCUCUUGUUGGGGGUCAUGGCCUAUGACCGCUACCUGGCCAUCUGCUGCCCUUUACUUUACCCUGUUCUCAUGGCUAAACAGUGUCAGUUGCAGUUCACUUUAGCAUGCUGGAUCAUAGCUCCUCUGGUCUGUGUGAUUUGUAUUGUCUGCCUCAUUUGCCAAAACUAUUGUGGUCCCAAUGAGAUCAAUCACUUCAUAUGUGAGUUGCCAAUGGUAUUAAAACUUGCAUGUGGUGAUACAAGUAUGACUGAGGACAUCAUUUUUGGUAUAGGCUCAUGUGUCCUUCUGGGUCCCCUUUCUUUUAUAUUGACCUCCUAUGGAUUUAUUCUUCGUUCUGUAUCACAAAUGAAAUCACAGGUGGGAAGGCACAAGGCUUUCUCUACCUGUGUCUCCCAUCUCCUUGUGGUGUCCUUGUUUUAUGGCCCUUCCAUCUGCGUGUAUCUGCUUCCAAAGACUGAUUCAUCAUCUAAUCGCGAUAAACAAAUUGCAGUCUUCUAUGUUGUGAUUACUCCUCUCCUCAACUCUAUCAUUUAUACUCUGCGAAAUAAGGACAUUCAUAGGGCAGUAGCCAAGAUCUUGUGAAGAAGGACCUUUGAACAAAACUUAUAGUGUUUGUGUCAGGAUUGAUCAAUUUACGUAAAAAAAAAAAAGCCCUGAUGAUCUAACAGUGGCUGAUUGUGAGUAUUGCUUUGCAAUAAUUUGAAAGUCUGUGUUUGCCAACCUUUAAAUCAACUCCGUUCUGUGGAUGAUCUAUCUCUCAGCCUUGUCUUUACUCAGUAAUUGUGUUGAGACAUUAAAACCUCAAAGUGUAGCUCUUAUGAAAUGUGGAAUAUGCUGCUCUUGUUUCGACUUUCUUGGUUGUGGUGUGAAAAAGUUUAGAAAGUAUGAUGCUUUAAACUAUAGAGGAACAAAUCUGAUACCAAGUUAACCUCCUAUAAAAAUGAGGGAUUAUGGGAUUCAGGUAGGUAAGAUUUAACCUAUUCUUUACAUUCUUUAUUAUUGGUAUAUAUUUUUGUUAGUCCAUGCUGCCCUCAAAGAAACAAUAUCAUCUUCUAGAUUUUCACAAGAUGGCUAUAUAAUCUGUCCUAUAAUUUUUACUGGUGGUGUUGGCAGCUCAUCAGAAUGAGUCUUCAUUUCUAUCCAAUAUUUCAGAAAUCAGAAAAAAUGUCUCCAGAAGUUGUGGAUGCUCCAACCUUGGAAGUUUUUAAGAAGACAUUGGACAACCAUUUGCCUGAAACGGUAGAGGUCUUCUUUCCUGAGCAGAGGGUUGGACUAGAAGACCUCCAAGGUCACUUCCAACUCUGUAAUUCUGUUCUGUUCUAAUUCAAUGAUAUUUUAUUUUAGGCAGGUGAGAUUUAACCUCUGUUUAGAUAUUUGUCCUAUAAUUUUUACUGACAUUGUUGUUAGUUAGUCAGUAUGAAUCUUCAUUUCUACCCAACACUUCAGAAAACAAGAAAACUUAUUGAUUGCAAUGGAUUUAGUGCUAUUUUAUUUUCAGUAAGUUUAAUAGGAUUGCAUUGUAAGGUCUUCCAAAGAACAUAUACCACCAUCACAGUGUUGAAAUAUUGUAGAAAUCUGUUGGAAUAUAUCGUAAUGAUGAACCAAACACCAUCUAUGGAAAUUCCUGCUCAAUUUAGCACAUAUUGGGGGAAGAUAUAUUGCUCUGAAUGUUAUGACCUAAAUUCAGGAUAAUAUGGCUUUUUGUAAAAUAAACAACAAAGUGUAAUAAAAGUUGGAGCAUUA
Pantherophis guttatus is the source of this 2430-nucleotide messenger RNA. Lineage: Eukaryota; Metazoa; Chordata; Lepidosauria; Squamata; Colubridae. The record is from RefSeq and is a predicted model, not a curated record.